Messenger RNA from Octopus sinensis (East Asian common octopus), 1361 nucleotides. RefSeq names its product trafficking protein particle complex subunit 2-like protein. The record is from RefSeq and is a predicted model, not a curated record. Gene Ontology annotation, cellular component: nucleus; cytoplasm; TRAPP complex. NCBI's taxonomy places the organism in Eukaryota, Metazoa, Mollusca, Cephalopoda, Octopoda, Octopodidae. The transcript has 5 exons. Gene Ontology annotation, biological process: endoplasmic reticulum to Golgi vesicle-mediated transport. Bases 77 to 535 code for a protein of 152 amino acids.
CCCUCUCUUCAUCUUCCUUUUCCCUCCAUCCAUUCCCCUCUCUAUUCUUAUAGUCUCUCUCUCUCCCUCCCUCCCUAUGCUUUUCCCAGCCUUUCUCCUUCGCUGCACUUUAACAACAAUGGCCGUCUGUGUGGCUGUCGUCGCUAAAGAGAAUUACCCCCUCUACAUCAAAACCAUUCCAACAGACAAUGAACUCAAGUUCUACUACACAGUCCAUACAUCUUUAGAUGUGGUUGAAGAGAAAAUUUCUUCUGUUGGUAAAAACACCAAUGACCUGCGCGAACUCUACCUUGGAUUGCUUUAUCCAACUGAAGACUAUAAAGUGUAUGGCUAUGUGACCAAUACCAAAGUGAAGUUUGUGAUUGUGGUCGAAUCGUCCAAUACGUCGUUGCGAGACAAUGAAAUCAGAAGUAUGUUUAAAAAGCUCCACAAUGCCUAUGUCGAUAUGCUCUGCAAUCCAUUCUACACUCCAGGGGAGACCAUCACCUCCAAAUCUUUUGAAAAUGUAAUUAAUUCUAUGAUGCAACAAGAGUGAGAAUAUUAUAUUCCUUGAAGAAUGGCCAGAUACAAUAAGUUGUGUUGUUGUUGUUGAUGAUGAUGUCAUCAGCUCACAGCAAAGAGGAAGAAAAUAUAAAGUCUGCUGUCUGUUUUUACUCUAACCAUUAUUCGAAGAAGAUUUGAAGAAUGUCUGAAAGUUGUAGCCUGAUUUAACUCACAGACGGCAUUAGAUUAUUAUAUUUCAAUAUCAAGACUUUAAAUGUGGACAAUGACAAGGGUUUGGGGUUAGAAGUCAAUGUGGACUCCAUAAGAAAAUUGGUUGAGAGGUGGGAGAAAAACUUGGCAUUCACUUCGGCUCUGAGCACUUCUGGACAUUUUCUUCACAAAGCCGGAAUACAUUCCAUUCUAGAGAACCCUGGUCUCACACCUGAAAUGGCCAACUGCAUUCUUCUGUUGUUGUUACCUUAAGUCACCUCUACACCAACAUCCUUCAGAUAAACGCCAGUCCACCAUCAUCUUGUACCAUUUUUACUCAGCUGCCUGUUGUUGUUGUUGUUCUACUACUACCACUGCUGCUGCUACUACUACUACUACUACUACUAGUGUCAGUGUUGUAGGCUGCACAAUGCAGCUGUAUUCUAAUGUCAGCGGAGGAAAGGAAAAAGUAUUGCUUCUCCAAAAUACGCUUCUGCUUCUUUUGCCCUGCACCUAACUCAUUUGCAUAAUAAGCACCAACACACACACACACACAGUCUCUCUCUCUCUUCCCUCUCCCUACCUCUCUCCUCCAGAGCUUCUUUCUCUUUGUUCUUUUAACCCUUUAGUGUUCGCAUUAUUCUGCCAAAAUUAAUCCUUUUUUAUCC